Molecule: messenger RNA, 2803 nt
Organism: Exophiala mesophila
Lineage: Eukaryota; Fungi; Ascomycota; Eurotiomycetes; Chaetothyriales; Herpotrichiellaceae
Exons: 1
Coding region: 1-2694 (897 amino acids)
Biological process (GO): ribosomal small subunit biogenesis
Cellular component (GO): nucleolus
Molecular function (GO): RNA binding; protein binding
Source: RefSeq, a predicted model, not a curated record
AUGUCACGGCACAACAACAGGCCGAAGCAGACAUCUGGCAUCAAAUUACCGUUUGCGCUGCAACAAGAACUUGGCAUCGAAAGAUCUCAACAGCGGGGAAAUCGACGGCCCAACAAUGGAGCGGUUAGAGGAAGGAAAGAACAGCGAAAACUUGAGCGACAGACAAAGCGGACAAAUGUCAGAGGCUCUAACCCAAAAAAGCGAAAUGUGAGAGAUGACCAUGUCGACUUGGAGUCGGACCAAGAAGAGGACGAAAAUGAAGAGGAUGUCUUUGACGAGGAAGACUCUGAAGUUGAUGCACAGCGUCCACCUGUGAGACCCGCGAAGAAGGUAAAGAUUGAGCCAGAACCGGCAAAAGUGCCCAAAUCGAUCCUCAAAAAGCCCAGAUUACCAUCGCCGUCAGGCUCGAGUGCUUCAUCUGGGUCUUCCUCACGCUCUCGAUCUUCGUCACCGGGCUUGGUGCUUGACGCAUCGUCAAAGGCCUUCCGUGAACGAGCCGCUCAGGACGAUGCUGAGAUUGCAGCACUCGAGAAGCGUCUUGGUGGCAAGAAAAAGUCCAAGUCGUCGGAUCUAGAUCUAGAUCUCGAUUUAGACGACGGGUUGGACUAUCUGCUGGCAGGGUUGGAGGGCGAUGAAGACCGCGGUUCGAAGAGAAAAUCAGAAGAGGACGAGUGGCUGGAGAGGAAGAGGAGGAAAGCCGAGGGAUUUCGUGACGACCAGGAUGAUUCGGAUGAUGAUUCUGAGGAUAUUGGAGAUAUUGAUAUCGACGAUGACGAGGAUGAAGACGAUGAAAGCUUGCUUGGAGAAGAUUUCUCGGAUGAGGACGACAGCGAUGACCAGGAGGAUGGGUUCGAAGGUUUUGAGUCCGAGGACGAGCCAGAACUGAAGUCUCAACCGGCCAAAAAGGUGCGAGAAAACCCUUAUGUGGCGCCUGUGGCCAACCCGACUCCUUCGACGGCAAAGUACGUUCCACCGUCACUACGAAAGGCGCAGGCUACCGAAGGAGAAUCGAUCGAACGUCUCAAGCGACAGCUUAAUGGACAGCUGAACAAAUUAUCAGAAGCAAACCUGAUCUCGAUACUCGGGGAGGUCGAGAAGAUCUAUCAAACCAACCCGAGACAGGACGUUACGACUAUUCUCAUCGAGCUGCUCAUCUCACUCUUCUGUAACAAGAUGACGUUACAAAACACAUUCGUGAUUCUCCACGCCGCAUUCGCGGCCGCUGUCUACAAGGUAAUUGGCGUCGACUUUGGCGCUGGUCUUUUAUCUCACCUGGUCGACCGAUUCGACACAUAUCACUCAGCACCGGACGGUGCCAGUGAUGGUUCUGGAAAGGAAUCACUCAACUUGACGUCUUUCCUCUCAAAUCUCUUCACCUUCCACGUGGUGUCGAGUACCAUCAUCUUGGACCACAUCCGCUUACUCUUGUCCAACCUGACCGAGUCCAGCACGGAGCUUCUUCUACGACUGAUUCGAGAUUGUGGACCGCAACUGCGACAGGAUGACCCUACAUCGUUGAAAUCCAUCAUUCAAUUGAUGCAGCAGGAGAUCAGCCGAAUGGAAGCGGAAGGGAUCAAGAUGAGUGUGCGAACCAAAUUCAUGGUCGAGACGAUUACAGACCUCAAGAACAACAAGAUGAAGAAUGCCGCGAGUAACGCCGGUCUCUCCAGCGAACAUAUCACGCGCAUGCGAAAGGCACUCGGUUCGUUGAACAAUCGAUCGUCGCUGCGCGGUACAGAGCCAUUGCGGAUCGGGCGUGACGAUAUCAAGAACAGUGAUCGCAAAGGGAAAUGGUGGUUGGUCGGAGCGAGCUGGAAGGGUAAUGACUCAACCACGAUGCAUUUGGGCGAGACCAGUGGUGACCAUGUGGCACUGUCUGAAUCCUCGAAUAUUCUCUUAUCCGACGGGGAAGGCGACAUGGAAACCAACAACGUCGACCUUGCCGCCCUGGCGCGCGAAUAUGGGAUGAACACAUCGGUCCGACGGUCAAUUUUCAUCACACUGCUAUCGUCAGUGGAUGCCGUGGACUGCCAGACGCGGCUCCUGAAACUCAGACUCAAGCGGAGCCAGGAGACGGAGAUUCCCCCGGUUGUGCUACGGUGUGCGGGAGGUGAGAAGGAAUAUAACCAUUACUACACGCUAGUGGCCAAGCGACUUUGCAUGGAGAAACGAAUGAGGAAGGGAUUCAUGUUUGCACUAUGGGGAUGGUUUCGACGGUUAGGGGAGAAGACUGGGUCUGAAUUUGACGAUGAGGGAGGAGAGGAUGAAGAAGAAGAAGAAGAAGAUGGUGCGGACGGUGGUUCAAAGGUUUCGACGGGCGAGAUCAGUGCCAUGGCUCGUCUCUAUGCGUGUCUCAUCCUUGAUGGGGCAGAGACGCUGGGGAUCCUCAAAGUGUUGGAUUUGGCGUACAUGCAGAAACGGACGAGCAUGUUUGUCGAGUUGUUGCUGAUUCUGAUCUUGAAGGAUGCGAAAGAUGAUCAUGCUGUGAGGAGUGUGUGUGAGAGAGCCGCGGAUGAGGCUCCACAGGUGGUCAAGAGGUUGCAGUUCUUUGUGCGCAAGACUGUUCGAGGCUCGGAUUUGGUAGCUGGCAAGAAAGAUGCUGAGCUGGUUAAAUCGAGGUCGAGGGUUAUGCUUGACACGUUCAAGAUGUUGCAAAGAGAGGGAGCGAAUGGAGUUCAGGGGUUGGAGGAAUGAUGGGUUUUCAUCUUGGACGUUAUAAUGGAUGGUUCAUGAAUUCAACGAGCUAAUUCGUAAGAUACCCCUUUUGGCGAAUUGGUGUCACGAAAUCAUGAGUUGCUUCCCG